This is a messenger RNA of Amborella trichopoda, 1785 nucleotides long. RefSeq names its product exonuclease V-like protein. Gene Ontology annotation, biological process: interstrand cross-link repair. Gene Ontology annotation, cellular component: nucleus. Gene Ontology annotation, molecular function: single-stranded DNA 5'-3' DNA exonuclease activity. NCBI's taxonomy places the organism in Eukaryota, Viridiplantae, Streptophyta, Magnoliopsida, Amborellales, Amborellaceae. The record is from RefSeq and is a predicted model, not a curated record.
CGAAUGCACCAUGCUGGUCAUUUCCCUUCCAGCCAAAAUUAGGUGCACCAUCAACUCCCGUCUGCUUUUUUUUUUCCUAUCACCCAAAGCCUUCGUUGCCAGCCCUCAGCUCACCAGGAAGCAGUGUCAACUGACAAGUAAGAACCCCACCCUUGAAGAAGAAAGUGUUAGAGGAGAUGAGAAGUAAUGCAGUCUUUGUCGACUUCAGUUUCUGAUGGGAACAAAGGAGAAUGAGCGGAAAAGGGAGGGACUUAGGGGAAAAUGGGAGAAGCAAAGGAACAACAGCCCCCCUCGGCACCUGAUAUUCCAUUCGAGCUCGUCUCCGAAGAAGAGAUGGCAUUCAUCGAAGCUGCCCUCUCCUCUGCUGCUGCUGCCUUUGCCACUCGAUCAUCAUCAGCCGCCAUCAUCAGAAGCUCUUCCACUUCUUUACCAGUUUCCCAUUCAUCAUUGUCACAGUCGUCGUCAUCGUCGAUGGCCAUAGCUGCAUCUUCUUCUUUGGCAAACCCCGCCAUUGCUUUGCGCAAGAGUAAUGACACAAUUAUUCGUGGUUGCUCUACAAGAAAGAGUGGAAGGGCUGGGCGAAUGAGUCAUGACAUGGAGGAUAUGGUCAUGUCCCAUAAUAAGAGGAUGAAGGUGCCCAAAUCACCCUACUUGCACUACCGCAAGGGAAAGGGCCUUUCAGUCACCGACAUCACAGCUACGGAAUGGUGUGAAAAGCAAAUGGAAUUUAUUCUUGUUCGAGGUAAACCUGAAAAGACAGUUGCAAUGAAAGCAGGAAGUACACGUCAUACAGAACUUGAGGCAGAGGUUGUUAAAAAAGUAGACAUUUGUGUCCAAUCAAAGGAGGACUCUUGGGCUGUGAAGCUUAUGAAUUUUGUUUUUGGAUCGAAACAACUGUUGUCUGAAGGAUUGACACGUGAGCUCCCAGUUAUUGGGCUUGUGGAAGGUGUAUGGAUUGUUGGGGUGAUUGAUGAGGUCCAAAUGCCUGUUACAGACAAUGAGAAAAACCUUUCUUUGAUUGAUACAAAAACUCGCUCUCGUUCUACACUUCCCUCUGAAGCACAAAAGAGAAAUGCAAGGUUACAGCUUAUGUGCUACAAGUGCUUGUGGGACAAUCUAGUUGCUGAUAAAUUCCCAGCAGACCUGUUUUAUGAGUUUUUCAGGCUGCGUCCACAACAUAUUUUGUCUAAAGAUGUCAAGGAGUAUGCUGGUAGUUUGAGGUUUGAUGUAAAGACUUUGGAAUAUCUAGUGAAAUAUUUCAGAAAUAUGUGUUCAGUGCUACCUUCAGCUCACGACCUAUUAUUGCUCAGAUACGAACUCCAAGCAGAUCAUUCAUUGCUUGAGGAAUACCAUUUCUCAUAUGAUGCCCAUUGGUUUGAAAGCCAGAUCCAGUGGUACCUCAAAUAUUGGCUUGGGCAAAGAGAAGCUGGUUAUGUCGGUGAAGAUGAGACAUGGAAGUGUAACUUCUGUUCUUUCUCAGCUGUGUGUCCUCUGAUGCAGCAUCAGACACAAGAACAAAGAAACAAAUGACUGUUUGCCCACGACACUCUUUUCGUGCGUGUGCACGAGGAAGAUUCCACAUGUCUAUUUGGCUGUUUACAACUUUUCCUGCUUACUCUUCAUGAAGUGGAAUGGAAUGGAAAAUCAUCCACCACACCACUUGAAAAUACGGAAUUCAUUUUUAUUUGGAAUUGGAUAUUCGUACUUCCAUGGUUGUAUUUAUUUUUCUUCUUUUGUAGAUUUUCAGAGAGGAGUCAGAUAUGGAAGACUGGGUCAUUCUUCGUA